This is a messenger RNA of Coniophora puteana RWD-64-598 SS2, 1897 nucleotides long. RefSeq names its product glycoside hydrolase family 51 protein. Gene Ontology annotation, molecular function: alpha-L-arabinofuranosidase activity. Gene Ontology annotation, biological process: L-arabinose metabolic process. The record is from RefSeq and is a predicted model, not a curated record. The coding region runs from base 1 to 1824 and encodes 607 amino acids. The transcript is spliced from 21 exons. NCBI's taxonomy places the organism in Eukaryota, Fungi, Basidiomycota, Agaricomycetes, Boletales, Coniophoraceae.
AUGUUCCGAGGACUUGUUGGCCGUGCUGCUGCCCUUCUGGGUGUCGCCGCUGUGGCUUCGGCCGCGACAACCAUUGUGGUCAAGGGGACAUCGAGUCAUCCUAUUCCUCCUCUGCUUUAUGGACAGAUGUUUGAGGAUAUCAACAGCGGUGAUGGUGGUUUGUACGCCGAGUUGCUUCAGAACCGUGCUUUCCAAGCAGUCAAGCCUGGUAAGACACUUGUGCUUGUUGACCGCGACUGGAAUGCGUUGCAGGCAUGGGCUCCCGUUAAUGGAGGAAAUAUCUCUGUCGUUGCCGACUCUGUCCCAGUGUCCGCUGCGCUGCCGAACGCUCUCCAACUGAACAUCCCAGGGGGCGCGUCCGGUACAAUUGGUUUUGCGAACCAAGGCUACUGGGGUAUCAAUGUGAACUCCUCGUGGACGUACAACGCCUCCUUCUACUACCGGUUCCCUACGGCGUCUGGAUUCAACGGUAGCGCUACUAUCGCCCUUCAAGGCACGGACGGCCAGGUCCACGCAUCCACGCAGAUUCCAAUCAGCGGCUCCCAGACGAAGUGGGCGCAGGUUACCGCACAACUUACGCCCAGCUCGACGCCCUCGAACAUCAACAACACCUUCACUGUCACGUUUGACUCUGCUGCAGGCAGCACGAUCAACUUUGCUAUGUUCUCGCUCUUCCCACCCACGUUCAAGGAUAAGCCGAAUGGUAUGAGGGCUGAUCUCUCGGAGCUGUUGCUCUCCAUGAAGCCCUCAUUCUUCCGCCUUCCCGGAGGCAACAAUCUGGAAGGUCAAAGUGCUGCCACUAGGUGGAUCUGGAACAACACCGUCGGGGAUCUUGUUGACAGACCAGGACGUAUGGGUAACUGGGGCUACACUAACACCGACGGUCUGGGCCUCUUGGAAUACCUGACUUGGUGCGAGGAUAUGGAUAUGCAAGCGAUUAUGGCUGUCUGGGCUGGUUACUCACUUGGCGACAACUCAUCCGUUCCCGAGGCCCAGCUUCAGCCAUACAUUCAGCAGGCCAUUGACCAGAUCAACUUCGCAAUCGGUGACCCGUCCAAGAGCUCAGCAGCUGGCCUUCGUGCUUCUCUUGGGCAUCCGGACCCGUUCCUCUUAACAUAUGUGGAAGUUGGAAACGAGGAUAUGAAUGCCCCGGAUUCGUACCACUACCGUUGGCAUGACUUCGUGACAGCCCUCAGCUCUGCAUUCCCGCAACUCAACUGGUUUGCUCAGAACUCGUUCUCCUAUGACAACACUCCGCGUAAUGGCGUAACUUACUUCCAAGGAGAGUAUGCCGUGACCGCCACCAACGCAAGUGCCGUGUUCGGUUCUACCGACGAUGGACGCCUGACAUGGCCAAUUGUUCAAGGCAGCAUUGGUGAGGCUGUGUUCCUGACCGGGUUUGAGCGAAAUGCGGAUAUUACGCCUAACUUGGUCGGAUUCGAUGCUGGUGCUGUCUAUCCGUCAACAAGCUUCUACGUCCAGCAGCUCUUUAGUCGUAACAAAGGCACCGACUACUUACCUAGUACGCUGCCCACCGCAAAUGGCACCCUCUUCUGGAGCGUGACAAGCGACAAAUAUGCCAAGGCGAUCAACAUAAAGGUCGUCAACUAUGCAGGCGGCACCGAGGACAUAAACUUCCAGCUUUCGACGGCCGUUGGGACAUCUGGGCAGGUCACAGUACUAACUGGUGACCCAAAGGCGAGCAACACACCGGCGAACCCGACCACCGUUGUGCCUACGUCGAAGGGUAUCACCGUCGGACAGACCUUUUCAUAUACCGCGCCGGCAUGGAGCCUUAGCGUAAUCAACAUUCCUAUGUCCUGAGCAUGGUGCUCGGCUUGCUCUGGAAAAUGAUGCGGAGCAUCUAUGGAGGUAAAUGUAUUGUAUUGUAUACUGU